AUGCGCAAGAUCGAUCAAAAUCCGCAAAUUUCGGUGAGAUCGCUUGCCAAGGAGCUGCAUGAUGAGUGCGAUUUAGUUGUUUCCCAUGAAACUGUGCGCCAGGCCAUCCUACGACACAAGUAUUCUUCAAGAGUGGCUCGGAAGAAACCCCUUUUAUCGGCAGUUAAUGUAGAAAAGCGCUUAACUUUUGCUACCAGCAUGCUAAAUCGGCACGCAGACUAUUGGGAAGACGUCAUAUUUUGUGACGAAACCAAAAUGAUGCUGUACUACAAUGAUGGACCACCCAGAGUAUGGCGCAUUGUCCACGGUGAUAUCGCAUUUAUGAAGAGCACUAUGAAUGCUGAGCAGUACCUCAACAUUUUAAAGGCACAUUUGCCCAUGUCCGUCAAGUUACCGACAAUGUUAAACUCGAGUUAG
Molecule: messenger RNA, 417 nt
Organism: Drosophila willistoni
Lineage: Eukaryota; Metazoa; Arthropoda; Insecta; Diptera; Drosophilidae
Exons: 1
Coding region: 1-417 (138 amino acids)
Biological process (GO): DNA integration; DNA transposition
Molecular function (GO): DNA binding
Source: RefSeq, a predicted model, not a curated record